GUUCGUUUGCUGUGUGGAUAGUGGAUGGAUUCGAAAGAGCUGUUUUGUUGUGUUCUGGGCUAGGCUAGGCUACAAGACGCGGUCAGACACAGACGUACAGACAACACACAAGUUGCAGAGCUGUCUGAGUCUUGUGCCCCUUCUUGAUAUGAAAGUUUUGAAAAGUCUAAGUGGAGUCUCAGUUCGUUUGUACCCAUGGAAUGAAAAGAAUUCUCAGCCAGUGAUGAGAGCUGCUCAGAAAGACUCCGCCACAGCAGACAGUCAUAAACCAAGGACUCGCAGCACUGUCACAAUAUGGAGUUUACCAGAGACAGUUCUCGUUCACAUAUUAAAGGGACUGCACAUCCGAGAUUUGUUUUCCCUUCAGUGUGCUCACUCAAAUUUUCGUGAUGUGGUGGACAACAAUAAAAGUGUUUGGGCUCACAUAUCCUUCUCAGAGUCGUGGCCCAAUGAAGAAAAUUUGCAUCAUUUUGCAAGGGCAUCUGAGUUGGGCAACUUUGAGGCUACAAUCAAGCUGGCCGUUGCUUAUUUGUACAAAGAAGGCUUGACAAAUGAGGAUGUUCCAAGCAUCGGGCAGGCUGCUGCAGAGUAUCUCGGCCGAGCUGAAAAUCUUACCCCAAACACGUUUCCUUUCUUUUGGAUUUUCAUCCGGCCACCUUGGUCGCCUGACGGCUCAUGUUGUAAAAUUCAAGCGUUUCACCAUCUCAAAACUCUGGUGGAUGAGACUGAGGACAAAGACCUGGCUUUUGGAGUUGCUUUAACGCUGAAGCUGCUUCGUCUCUCCUUGCAAGUCGAGUCGAAAGAAGGGGAAGAAAAGUACUUUAAGAUGGCUGUUGAAAAUCAGUCUGCAGCAGCAGCAUUCUUCUCUCUUCUUGACUGCUUUUCGGAUGAGCCUGACAAAGCCAAGGAACUGGAACGCAUUCGCUUGCUUCGAUUCAUCGCCUCCAAAGACAUACUUGAAGCCAGGCUCAACCUUAUCAAGUGCUACACUCAGGGGCAAUAUGGUGGGAUUUCUAACUUACGGGCAAGAGAGUAUGUUCAGGACUUCUUCAAAUCUUCGAAACCAUCUGGAAUUCAUAUUACCUUUGCGAGUGGCAAAACUUCGGACUUCAGCCGAUACAUCUUGGUGGACUGGUUGGUGGAGGUGGUUGGAAUGAAAGACUUCUCAGCUCACACUCUGUAUCUGGCUGUCAGCAUGUUUGACCGAUACCUACAAGUCCGAAAGAUUCCAAGAAGUCAUGUUCAGUUGCUUGGAGUUGCUGCCAUGGUCAUCAGUUCACGCUUCCUGGGAUUUGAUAUCUUAACCAUCCGUGAGGCAGCAUGGCUGACAGACAACAGUUACUCCUACCACGACGUUGUGAAGAUGAUGGGGGAGUUGGUGGCAGCUCUGAGAGGGAACAUUCGAGUAUUAACUAUUCAGGAUUAUGUGAAAGUGUUGGUGGCAAUUGUGAAGGAAACAGGCUAUGCGGCCAUGUUGGUGGAAUACAUAGCAAUGUUGUGCCUGCUGCAGUCGGAGAUGGGACAGUACAGCUCUGCUGAAAUCGCUUCCUCGUGUGUGCUUUUGUCUCGACUUCUCCUCAAUCAUGUCGAUCCCUGGCCUUCAGAACUCCAAGAGUGGACGGGCUUCACCCAGGAUUAUUUGAGCUUGUGCACUUUCCACAUUCACAAAAAAUGCCUCCAAGAGGGCUCAGAGGUGGAGUAUAGGGAGAGCAAACUGCAGGCCGUCAAGAUACGCUAUGGGGACAUCAACAGAUACGGGGUCAGUGAUAUUGAGGUAACUGGGCAUAAAGAGCUGUGCCGUCGACUUGGGGUCACCAGAUUGGUCUCACACGGCAAGAACACCAAGGCCAUAAAGUUCCGCAACACCGAUGAGCUGAUUAUGUCCCCUCGUCGAGGGAAAGGCUCCGACUACCCUCAGAGGACCUGCUCGUCUCCGGAGAAACGCUACGUCGAUCGGAACCAAGCAGCCACACCACCAAUCAAGAACUCUUAUGUGUUGGAGGAGGGUUUCAGCGGAUACGAAGGAGACCUGGAUGCAGACUUAGAUGAGUGUUUCAGUGACCGGUCCGAUGUGUUGAAUGAAGAGUCUGACCUGGAGAGAUCAAACCUGGCAGAAACGUCUGAUGAAAGUAAGGACUGGGAUCCAGAGGAAAGCUCUUUGAUAGAAGAGGAACCGGAUGAAAGCCGGGACAUGAGUGGCAUCGAUGUAAAGUGCCCCACGAAUAACGCCGAUGAUCAUGAUGAUGCUGAACGGGAGAUUGUUUGCCUGUCAAGUAUGUGUCAUUCCCGGAAUAAUGUCAAUUGUAGAUCGGCAUCCUCCUCGCCAUCCUCCUGCAUUUGUAACUGCUCAUGCAAAUCGGGAUACAGUGCCAUAAGUAACACUCAGGGAAAUGAAGAGUCACCCAAACUAUUAUCGUUCUCCUCUGCUUCAGCGUCAAUUCUGUCCGAUUCAUCAUCGCCAUCAUCCUCAUCUUUAUCUCCAGGGGUACCUGGAAUCAUCCAGAAUGUCCGCCAUUGCAUUCCGAGCGGUAGCAUCCGUCAAUCAUCCAAGUCUUCCCGGAGAGGCCGAGGAAACGUGCCAAAGACCCUGUGUGAUAUAUCAUUCCAUGAAAAGCAUAUCAAACACGUGGACAAUGUGGUUGAUGACCUAGAGUCUGGCCCGUCCUCCUCCCCCAGGAAUAAGGCAAAAUUGUUGGUAAACUGCAAAUCUACUCAGGAUUUUUCCACCUUUGAUGCUGUCGGCCCAGUGAAAGCUGAAAAGAUUGAGGUUCCAACAGAUGAACGAAUAACGCAUGGCUUGGCUCCGUCCAAGUCUGACCUGGUUCAGUUACCUGCCCCUGGUCAUCCCAGGGUUAGUUGUUCCACGCCAGCCUGGGCUGAGUACAGCACUCCUGACAGCGAACACACGGCCCCUAGACAAGGUGACUUGUCAACUGCUUGUUGGCAGGGGAAAGCCGGGCCAGACAAAAGUGAAAGCUCUCCGGCACUUUCAAGUUCCUCAUCACUCCCAGGUUUGCCAUGUGAGCAGUCGCCCCGGCAGAAGUGUCAGGGAUUUACUCACGUUGCUCACAAGUCGACGCCUCAUCUCUCAGGCUUCCGUCAUGGUUGUGUCGAACUUCAUCCUUGUGACAAAAGUGUUCAUCUCGGUGUUAGCGAUAUCUGUGGGCAUUUGUUGGAUUCUAGGGUUGAGGGCGGUACUUGUGGUGACCACAGCGGAGUUUGCUCGGCCCUGGCACUUCCCUGUGGCUCUGGUCUCAGUGGCGGUGUUAGUUCUGAAACGCCAGAGACCUCUGUGAAGCCUCACUCAUCUUGCCUGAGCUUCGACAAGUACAGCUGUCAUUCGGGAAGGGUGGUGUCUUCAAGGGUCCCCAACGGCGAUGAAGGUGCCACUGAAUGUGUUACAAGUCCGAAACGACUGUCAAAAAGGGUCAAACUCGAUUACUCGCAUCCAUCUGUGACAUAUGUUUCCAAAGCUCAAAAACCUUUACCUGGCUGUGUUAAUUCAGCAUCCUGUGAUACUGUGGAGGGAGUCCACAACACUUCAACUAGAGCUGUUGACUGUGAACGAAAUGAACAGAAUGACAUAUGUAUGCAAAGGAAACGGAAAGGUUCUAUCAGUAGUCAUGUAUAUUAUUGAGCCUAAUUGAAUGUGAAAGGUGUUUGAUAUUCUCGUCAAAUUGAGAAGCUUAUCCGAGUACCCACCCAAAGGGCCUAUUGCACAGGUGACAUUUGAUAAUUUUACAGUCAUAGGGGGGAUGGGUGAGUUUGGACUCUGCUGAUAUCAUUCUCAUGCUAACUGGAUGUGGUAAAGUAAAAUUGGAGGGGAUCUCUCAGAGCUGCUGCUCAUGUGAAAGAAUGGAAUGGAAGUUUGAAGUAACAGUGAGAUAGAAGUCCUGCAAUUUGCAUUGAAACAUCCCUGUUGCUUUUUAUUUUAAAGUUAUUAACUUUUGAAAUUGUCUCCGAAUGGCUUUAUGUUGCUUCAAAUUUUAAGUAAUAUGAAUCAUAUUUUUGUUUCUCGACAACUGAAAGAAAAGGUUUCUUUUGUUUGUGAAAUUACAAGUGGGCAAUAAUUUAUUUUACCUCCUGCUAUGGGAACAGAUGCUCAUAGUAUUGCAGCAUGUGGAGGACCUGUUUAUAAUGUCCUUCAUUGGAUGAGCACUGUCAAGACUCAACUCAGAAUACCACUUUGUGGGCAGUGGCGGAUCUGCUCAAAAUCAGUCCCGAUAUUUUUUAUACUUUUUUGUUUGUUGCCUUGUUCUUUUUAUAUUUACCUCAUUAUUUAUGGAGGCUUUUUUUUUCUUUUGACAAGAUUUCUUUUUGAAAAGGCAAUUAUUGUGCCAUGAUGACACCAUCUUUUAGUUACCAUUGUAUAAAGUUUUAUCAAUUGAAAUCAUGAAGAUAAAAAAAAAUGGUGCAAGUAAAUUAUUCCCUCUAGAUACUUGCUCCUCAACUCUGUAUAGUUCUAUAUCAAUGUCCCAAAAACCAACUGGGAGUCUCAUACCUGUUUAACAUCGUACCCCAUGUGAGUGAUUAUUUUUUUUUUGCCACCAAUGUAAACUUUCCCUUUUGUAUAACCUGUUGGAGUCAUUUCCCUUGUAUUACCUCUUUGCUUUUCCUCCCUACCUCUUCUUUUCAUCAGUAUUUUGUAUUGCAAUGUUGGGUGGUUGGCGGGUGCUCUUGUGUGGAUUUCUCCUUCUUUCCUAUCAAACAUCUAUCUUCCUUACCUCCCCUUUUUCUUUUUUAUGUUUCUUACUCUCUUGUAUUAUUGUAACACCUCUAAUCUUCUCGCUCAUAUGACCUUAUGCAGUUGCGAGCGGAGUAAAACCUAAAACAAGAGUGGCUACCACAGCAGAUUGUAAAAAUACAGUAGAGUAUGCUUGAAAGCGAUUAAUUAUCAGAAAACAGCAGCAAGCGGAAAGAAAGUAAAAUUCCCAAUUUUAUUCCUUCUCUUCGAACAACCUCUCUAAACCAAAGGAAAUCCGGAGGUCCUGCAGAUUUGGGUGUAAACGGACUCCACUGUACAUGCUCUCUCAUUGUGGAUGUUAACCUUCUGUGGGGCUUUAGUUCUGACUGCACGCAGGUACAUUGUACCGUUGUAUGGUAAUGUGUCGGGGUUCAGUGGUGGAAUGGAAGAGAGGGUGCGACAAAAUGUGAGUGAAACUGUGGCAGUGAGGUUGGAGUGGGAAUAUCCCCCAGCAGUGUACUUGUGGUUGGCUGGCGGGUGCUCUGGUAUAGUCUGCUCCUUUCCUAUCAAACAUUGUCUCCUUCUUUUGUUUCUAUGUUGCUUUGUUCUAGUUACACAACCUAUAAUCUUCGGCACAUAUUUGUGUUGUGAGUGCAGGAAAAUUCUUACCAAGAAGUUUUAAAGAUGUAAAAGUCCAGCAGAGUGAAUGCUGACUGGCAUCAUGUCACGUACUCCAAUUACACCGUGGGCUCAAAGUCACAUUAACUUGAGUAUCUUUUUCGGGUUUUGGACAUAUAUGCAAUGAUCACCUGCUUUUCUGCUCUUUUCUCUUAUGGCGCUAUACAUCGUUUUUAUAAGGAUGAAAGGUGGACUUACAAUCUGCUGUUCAAUUGUGACAAGUUUUUAUUUUUAUAAGUUUAAAAGUUAACUCAAUGCCUGACUCAACUCUAUGUCUGAAGACAGUGUAUCUUCUCUAGAAGCCUCGAUGUAUAUGGUUGUGAGGGAAUCUUAUUUGUUCUUCCCGGUCAUGCAAGCACAGAAAGAGCUAAAAGAGGCAGAGUUUGCUUUCACUGUUUUUCAUCGUCUUAUUUCCUGGAUAAGGAUCACUUCUUGCAUUGACAUUCAAUGUCAAAGGAUUUUCUUGCUGCUGUUCCACGACUUUUCUUUUUAUGGAUUUCCUGGUAUGUUGGUCUCCUCCAAAUUUGUUCUCUUCACUUCUUCAUUCUGAGUGAUUUGUGCUUUUCAGCAAAGAUUGAGAAUGUCUUUUAGAGUUCUUUUGUACUUGUCAUUUCACUUGUUAUACUUAAAAAACACAAACAUAAAUAAUAUACAUGCACAUAUUCUGAGGGAGGUGGGUGGAGUCAUAUCACUUUGACUUUGAUAUGCUUUACCCUUUUCUCAAUGUUUUUUGUAUGAAAAUAGUAAUAUAUUUAUAUAAUGUGUAAUCUAUACUUGAUGCAUACAUGUACGGAAUAACUGUCUGUCUUGAAAAAAAAAAA
Aplysia californica (California sea hare) is the source of this 6183-nucleotide messenger RNA. Its product is annotated as cyclin-F. Bases 149 to 3637 code for a protein of 1162 amino acids. NCBI's taxonomy places the organism in Eukaryota, Metazoa, Mollusca, Gastropoda, Aplysiida, Aplysiidae. Gene Ontology annotation, molecular function: protein binding; cyclin-dependent protein serine/threonine kinase regulator activity. Gene Ontology annotation, cellular component: cyclin-dependent protein kinase holoenzyme complex; nucleus; centrosome. The transcript has 14 exons. Gene Ontology annotation, biological process: mitotic cell cycle phase transition; regulation of cyclin-dependent protein serine/threonine kinase activity. The record is from RefSeq and is a predicted model, not a curated record.